Messenger RNA from Peniophora sp. CBMAI 1063, 1104 nucleotides. The record is from the annotation of a GenBank genome assembly. NCBI's taxonomy places the organism in Eukaryota, Fungi, Basidiomycota, Agaricomycetes, Russulales, Peniophoraceae.
AUGAAGGUGGCUCGCUCCCGGGGUGAGUCUCGCGCUUCGGUGGCUGUCGAGGAUGCUAAGGCAAUGGCCGACAGGCUUACUUGUAGACUCAGCGACUUGAAUGGCCCCUCUCCCUCCUUCAAAGCCUCCAGGCGGCUGGAUCCACGGCUGGGCCCAGGGUUUGGUCGACGUCGUGCUGCUCUUGAGGACCGGGAGGGGGCUUACGCGGCACACAUACUGCGUUCUAUGAGAGCCGAGAGUUCUAACGAAUAUCCCGCGGAGACCUCGUCACCGGAUUCGUCUUCUUCUUUCCGGAGUGGGAAUUCGUCUCUGCCUGACUCGCCUUCGCCUUCGCCUUCGCCUUCGCCUUCGCCUUCGCCUUCGCCUUCGCCGUCGCCGUCGCCUUCGCCUUAUCCGUCACCGGCGCCUUUGUCUAGUGUUGUCGCCUAUAACACAGAUGGCGCCCUGCAUCUGUCAGAGGAGACGAGCGAUUGUUUGCCAGCGCAUCCCUUAACACGUCCACUAGGUGAUCGUUCGCCGUCGCUCCAACCAACCGAUGACGGAUGCAAUGACUGGCUUCCUGGCGCACCGGACUCCCCCAAUUUGAAGCGGGGCGCUACUCAGUCGCCGUCCUUCACUCCGCGCAAGCGCGCUCGCGUCGAGGAUAAGCAGGAACGACCGCCUCCGGCGAAACGCCGGUCAAAACGCCGGACAGUCCCGGAGAACUCUGACAACGAAGAGCCAAUGGAGGGUGCCCUACCCGACGACGAUUGUCUCGUCUACGAGAUUAAAGAAGACCCAAAGAAGCCCGGCGUCAAGGCGUUCUACAAUCGCAAAGGGACGAAGCUGGAGAUUGUCAAAACUGGUGUCAAGGCUGAUGCGAAGGCAUACCUCAAGUACGCGGAGGCGGUCCCGCACGAUAAGGCUCAAUGGCGCUGCACCUAUAAGAUUGACGAUGAGCUAUGCGGUUACCAAUCCAAAAGACAUCUCGUCAAGCGUCAUGUGGAAGGAAGGCACAUGAAGAUCAAGUACGGACCACGGGACAAUACAAUUCUCAGCGCCGCUGACGCUCUUCUAGGCGCUUUCAGUGUAGCUGGUGCCGAAAAAAAUUCACCCAGCGCGUAA